GAUUUAUGUAUGAAUACAUUGAAUGCAUGGUAUUGUUGACAAAACAGUUGAUCCCAUAAUAAAAGGUUUGAUUAUCUGAUUGAUUGCCACUUCGGAGGACAUUGGCAUUGAUUGACAUAGGGUUGUAACCGAUUCCUCCAACGGACCAGUUAUGCCCUUCUUCUUCGGUCCGGCGCCCAUCCGGCGAACCAUUCCAUACCUGUCUUCGGGGAAACUGCUGUUCAGAAACCGCGUGAAGAUAAUGGAAGUGAAUUAUAACAUGUAUUGGAAGUAUUGGCGAAAAGACGGAUCACAUAAACCACAUCAAUAUGACGCUCACGUCGGGCUCAGAGAGUUCUACUUCUGGAAUGUGCCACAAAUCCAAUACAUGAAUCCAGAGGUGCAGAUAAUGAGACAUUUGGAGAAGUUUCCCAAUCCAUUCAUCCGGUGUUGGCUCGAAGACGGUCGGGAUGUGCUCUUCGACUGUGACUCUAAGAACAGACACGAGAUUUUAGACCAAUUGAACAAAACGUUGGGCAAAACAGAAGAGAUCCACGCCAUGGAGAAGAGUAUCACCGCUGAGGAGAAUCCGGCACUCUUUGCCUUUAAGGCCAAGCGGUGGUGCAUGUGUUCAAUCCCUGGUCAGUGUCCGUGUCCUGGAGUCAUACAAUUGCCCAAAACUAUGAGAGGAAAGUACUUCAACUUCUUGAAGGAGGACUUGGAGAAGGAGGAGAAGGCUAUCAUCGAAGGCAGUGCCGAACCGGUCUAUGAGCCCAUUCACAGGCCUUUCCUCAAUCAACAGACAAAACUAUGA
Messenger RNA from Medioppia subpectinata, 793 nucleotides. The record is from the annotation of a GenBank genome assembly. Lineage: Eukaryota; Metazoa; Arthropoda; Arachnida; Sarcoptiformes; Oppiidae.